AUGAAAGUGCUUUGGACGCUUGCUCCAUUUCUCCUGACUGCCGUAGAGGCUCGCUCUGCUGCAAGCACAACGGCCAACUCAGCAAGCGCCGCAACUUCGGCUUCGACUGCUGCUAUCAGCGGCAACCCUUUUAGCGGGUAUCAGCUCUAUGCCAACCCUUACUACAAAUCCGAGGCGGAGAGCCUGGCGAUUCCAUCCAUGUCUGCCUCGCUUGCAGCAAAGGCCAGCACCGCUGCGGAGGUCCCAUCGUUUUACUGGAUUGACACCGCCGAUAAGGUUUCCACGAUGGGGACAUACCUCAAGGACAUCAAGGUCCAGAAUGCAGCUGGCGCAAAACCUCCCAUCGCAGGCAUAUUCGUCGUCUACGACCUGCCUGACCGCGAUUAUUCCGCCUGGCAAGCAACGGAGAGUGCUCCAUCAGCGACGGCGGCGUGGGAAAAACCCGACAGCUUAACCAACCUUGUGGCGAAUCUCAACAUCGCCAAAUGUGCUAAUGCCCAGUCCGCAUAUCUGGAGUGCACCAACUAUGUCCUCAAGCAGCCGAAUCUGCCGAAUGUGGCCGUGUACCUCGACGCUGGCCAUGCGGGCUGGCUGGGCUGGCCCGCCAAUAUCCAACCGGCCGCAGAACUAUACGCGUCGGUCUAUUCGAACGCCUCGUCGCCAGCUGCUGUCCGUGGCCUGGCAACUAAUGUAGCCAACUACAACGCAUGGAGUGUCUCCUCGUGCCCAUCCUACACCUCCGGGAACAAUGUCUGCGACGAGCAGAGCUACAUCAACGCGUUCGCUCCGAAGCUGGCUAGUGCUAGGUUCGAGGCCUUUUACAUUGUGGAUACAGGCUGUGCUGGGAAGCAGCCAACGGGACAGAGUGCAUGGGGUGACUGGUGCAAUAUCAAGGGCACCGGGUUCCCAGGUGGAGAGAGUGAUGAGACUUCGGAUAGCAGCUCGGCGCGCUAUGAUGCUCACUGUGGGUAUUCUGAUGCCCUGCAGCCUGCCCCCGAGGCUGGCACUUGGUUCCAGGCAUACUUUGAGCAGUUUCUCACGAAGGCUAGCCCGGCCUUCUAG
This is a messenger RNA of Aspergillus homomorphus CBS 101889, 1062 nucleotides long. Its product is annotated as glycoside hydrolase family 6 protein. The transcript has 7 exons. Gene Ontology annotation, molecular function: hydrolase activity, hydrolyzing O-glycosyl compounds. Gene Ontology annotation, biological process: cellulose catabolic process. The record is from RefSeq and is a predicted model, not a curated record. The coding region runs from base 1 to 1062 and encodes 353 amino acids. NCBI's taxonomy places the organism in Eukaryota, Fungi, Ascomycota, Eurotiomycetes, Eurotiales, Aspergillaceae.